AUGUUAUUGGAGUCGCUGUUGUGGGAGGAGCCUGCACACAUGGAGUUGCCAAGAGUGGGAUCAUUAAUCAGAUUGUGUGGACACAGCGGAGGAGACACUCCUAGUCCUGAGCAGAAUGCAGAGCCAGGGAGGCUGAGCGCCCAGCAGGUGAGAGAUCGCAGAGUGAGCAGCUGCUUCCUAUCUCUGAGCUGUCAGGCGCAAUGACACGUCUGCCUCCUAUUGGAUAACAGGAAACCGUCUUCAUCCCCGCCCGCAUUUAACCAAUUCAGUGCAGUGGUGUGUCAGACCUCUGCAGAGGGACCGCUGCUUCCACUGCAGAUCAGAUGAGAACACAUCCAUAAGAUCAGGAGUAAACAUGGAGGCUUUAGAACGCAGUGGGUGGUCUGAGCUGCAUCACGCGGCUUACAAGAAUCACGUCUCGCUGGUAGAACGUCUCAUUGAGUCCUCUGGACCGGCAAUCUUGGACACCACAACGGAUGACUCCAUUCAGAACACGCCACUGCUGCUGGCCGUCUCCAGCGGGAGCCAUCAGAUGGUGAACUUGCUGGUCAAACUUGGCGCAGUUGUUACUUGUAUAAACAGACACCGGCAGGGAGUUGUGGAAAUCUGCGCUCUUCAGGGCCACCUUCACCUUCUCCAAUACUUCAUUGGUCUUCACAACAAGAAUCUGAAUGUGUAUAAGAAACUUAUUGCCCUUCUGGACUCUGAUGAAGAAGAAGAAGACCACGUCGUUGGGUCUUGUUCCAUGAUUUCUCAAUUGACCAGCCCCUCGGGGGAGGGGUCAGAUGGCCAUCUAAAAGGUUUUAUCGAGGAAGGCCUGGUUUCUGGGUUGGUUGGCGUCUUACGGAGAAGUUUUGGUGAGAAGGUCAAGGCUACAACAUUAUAUCUGCUGAAAAAUAUCUUGAGGUGUAAAAAUGGAAGGAGGAAGUUACUGGAGAUUGGUGGAAUCCAAGUCCUUGUGUCUCUCAUGGACAGUAAGUUGAGGAAUUUAUUUCCCACCAUAAUGGACUCGGUAUGUGAACUGAGUGCUGAGGAAGACUCUGCUGAAGAGCUCUCCAAAACCUUCAUUCCAACCCUCAGAGAAGUACUGUCCGUCCUGGAAGAGGAGGCCCCGGAGGAGGUCCUACAGCCAAUAUUACAAGGGACGGGCCUCCUCGCGGCCUCCUCUCCUCCAUGGAAGGAUGCAAUGGGGAGGCAAAGUGGUCUUCUCACCCUUAUAGUAAAACUAUUUCAGGUCUGCCAGUCAAAACCCCUUCUAAUUUCAUGGAGUGAUGCUGUGGGACGUAUCGCUGAAGGCCACCAAAAUAACCAAAGUAUUCUCAUCAAUGAGAACGCGGGAUUGUGCCUUCACCACAUGAUGAAGUCCAAAAACAGAGAUGUCCAGAUGUCGGCCGUGGAAACGUUAUACAGGUUGGUGGAAGGGAAUCCUCACACCAGAAGGCGGGUCCUGGAGUCAGGCAAUCUAUCCAGCCUCAUCCACCUGCUGAGGAGAAGCAAAUCUCAGCGUACACAGGAGGCGGUGGCCCGGGCACUGUGGACCUUGGCAGGGGACGAGAUGGAGGCUCAGAGAAUGGUGGCUGCCAGGAUAGGUGUACCUCUGCUGGUUGAAUUCCUCUCCCUUCCGUCUUGUACACUGAACUUGAUUGGGACCGGCGGUCUCAGCGCUCUGGUCCAAGGACCCUACGACGUGAGAAACGCGGUGAUGUCUGCUGAUGGAGCCCGCCAUCUUGUCCGCCUUCUGAGAUCGCAGGAGGAGGAGGUGGUGCUGAGCGCCAUCCGAGCCCUCCAACACAUCUGCCUUGGAGUCGGUUUUGUUCCACAUGUCAAGAACCAAUGUGCCGUGGCCAGCUCCAGCGGACUGAAAUUUCUCAUCGCAUUAAUGCGGCACUGCGACUCCGAGCGGGUUCGGGUGGAAGCUUCUCUCGCUAUCGCUGCCUCUGUUCUCGGAAAUCCGGAAAACCUGGAACUCAUCAGUAAGUCCUCAGGGUUCAGUUACAGCCACAUUCUCCGUCUUCUGCACUCACCCAAUGAUGAGGUCCGCCUAACUGCCGGCGCGGCCAUCGCCACCUUCGCCUUCAACAGCCCCAGCCAGCAGAAGGAGAUUGUCCAGAGUGGCGGGGUGACCUGGGAUGACUUCAGCCCCUUCCUGGAAACAGACGAUGAGAAUCUAGGAGCCAGCACAGCCUUCCAGCUGGUGGUCUUGGCUCCGAUUAUUCCCGAUAAAGAUCCAUCGUAUACCUGCGCGGUGGGAAUUCAGACGCUGAUUGGGCUGCUGGAGAAAUCACAAUCUAACAAGACGCAGGCGCUGACAGCUGAUUGUGUGGCCAGAUUGUCGCACUGCCGGGCAGGUUUAGCGGCUGCCAUGGUCUCCAUAGAUGUUGUCAGCUUCCUGUGCCGUCUUCUGUCCAGUCCAUCCGGGCAGGUGAAGGGCUCCGCCGCCAUCGCUCUGAGCUUCCUCAGUCUGCACCCUCUGGCUGAAAGACAGCUGCUGAGAAGAUGCCGGGAGGAUCCUGAGAUGAUGAAAGUUUUAAUCUUCUACAAUAAGAAGCGAAGGUGGCCGGAAAACUUUCUGGAGCGCUGGAGACACAUGAGGGCGCUGACUCUGCCACCCAUCCGGAAUCUGUCUACAGAGGGGCACACAGAGCCCAGGAGUCCCAGGCGUAUGCGAAUAUUUGUGACGUCAGCCGAUGAUCAGACGAAGAUGGCGUGGAAGAAUCCUGCGGUGAAUGAGACCCCCACAGAUCCAUCACUUCCUUCCGGCGGGAAUGUUGUCAGUUUUCUCCAUCAAUAAAUGAACGGAUUUUCCAUCCUGAACAAUGAAACAGCGUCAUCCCCGUCCGCAUUAGAAGAUCCGCAGCAAGACCGUGACCAGAUUUAUCUAUAGAGAGAGAUCAGAACCAAGUCACCACAAAAGAAAUCUCUUUAUUUUAGGGAGGAUACAGAGAAAAAUAUAAAGCGAUAUUUCAGGUGUUGAUGACUUUCUCUCCUGUCACAUGACAUCCAAUAUCCAGAGCCAGACGGCGAGGUGACCAAUGGGAUCACAUGAAUCUGAUUUCCAGAGACGGCGAUCAAUGACAUCACUGAUCACCCAAUAUGGCCAAUAAUACAUUUCACAUGAAUUGUUACUUUGUAUCUUAUAAUCCACACUUCAUCUGCAAACAAUAAAAAUACCCUAUUUCAUGUAC
Rana temporaria (common frog) is the source of this 3185-nucleotide messenger RNA. RefSeq names its product ankyrin and armadillo repeat-containing protein-like. NCBI's taxonomy places the organism in Eukaryota, Metazoa, Chordata, Amphibia, Anura, Ranidae. The coding region runs from base 356 to 2791 and encodes 811 amino acids. The transcript is spliced from 10 exons. The record is from RefSeq and is a predicted model, not a curated record. Gene Ontology annotation, molecular function: protein binding.